Messenger RNA from Fragaria vesca subsp. vesca, 1220 nucleotides. RefSeq names its product probable GMP synthase [glutamine-hydrolyzing]-like. Gene Ontology annotation, molecular function: DNA-3-methyladenine glycosylase activity. The record is from RefSeq and is a predicted model, not a curated record. The transcript has 5 exons. The coding region runs from base 1 to 960 and encodes 319 amino acids. Gene Ontology annotation, biological process: base-excision repair. Lineage: Eukaryota; Viridiplantae; Streptophyta; Magnoliopsida; Rosales; Rosaceae.
AUGUCGAAAGCAAAUGUAAGAAGACAAUUAGUUCUUCUGGAGAAGAACAAGGUUCCCAAAGAGAAGAGUACUACAACUACUGCAUUCAGCCCCAUAUUCUCUUAUAAACACCUAAAGAGAAUCUACCCAAUUGGGCUGCACAGGAGUUCUUCAUCAUCUUCCUCUCUAUCUUUAUCAUCCUUAUCUUUGUCUUUGUCAGAAAACUCCAUUGACUCUUCUUCUAUCAUUGAUUCUGCUUCUCCACUCGAGCAGAAGAUAUCAUUAGCGCUCCGCCUCAUUGCACCACCGCAAAGAAGAGAGUCUCCGGUGCCUAAAGUUGUUCAACAGCAAAGUCAGACCUUUCAGGAUACUGAUAAUGGGGAGUUGAGGAGGUGCAAUUGGAUAACAAAGAAUAGUGAUAAAGUUUAUGUUGCAUUUCAUGAUGAAUGCUGGGGAGUUCCAGUAUAUGAUGACAAUCAAUUAUUUGAGCUGCUUGCACUGUCUGGUAUGUUGAUGGACCACAAUUGGACUGAAAUUGUAAAAAGAAGGGAGCUAUUCAGGGAAGCCUUUUCUGGAUUUGAUCCAAACAUUGUUGCUAAAAUGGGGGAGGAAGAGAUUGAAGAGAUAGCUUCCAACAAAGCUUUGAUGUUGCCGGACUGCAAAGUCAGGUGCAUUGUAGAAAAUGCCAAAUGCAUAUUGAAGAUUGUGAGGGAAUGUGGAUCUUUUAGUAGCUAUAUGUGGGGUUCUGUGAAUCAUAAACCAGUGAUCAACAGGUUCAGAUACCCAAGAAAUGUUCCUCUGAGGAGCCCGAAAGCAGAAGCCAUGAGCAAGGAUUUGAUAAAGCGAGGAUUCCGAUACGUCGGACCAGUCAUUGUGUACUCAUUCAUGCAGGCUGCUGGGUUGACAAUCGAUCAUCUUGUGGAUUGCUAUAGGUACAAUGAGUGUGUAAGCCUUGCAGAAAGACCUUGGAGACAUAUUUAGCUAUACUCCUCCUCCUGUCUUAACUUAAUAACUGAACUAUGUAUUGUAUAUUUGCAUACCACUUCUGUACGUAGGAAUCAAUAACUUAAUGAUUUAUAAUUUUUUUAUAAUUAUAUAUUUAUAAAAUUGUAAUAGCUGGAGAGGUAGAAUAGGAUCCAAGUUGGAUCUAGAGGCUCAUCAUUUUUCCAUUUUUGUGUUUAUGUAUAAUGUACCAGUGAGUUGUGCACUUAUUUAAUGAGAAAAAAGAAAUGGAUAUCUUU